GAGGCAUAAAUAGCAACACUGUGUAUUUAUCUAUAUUGUCUAUUUAUCAUUGUGAGGUCGCUUUAGCCAUAAUUAUGUAUUUUGCCGUUGCUUUAGAAAUACAAAGGUAAAGAUUUACUGCAUACAGAGUUUAAAAGAUGAGAUGACUGAAAGUACAUAUGAGUAUAUAUUUUAUUUGAUUAAAAAGUAUUUAUUUAUGGAGGCCGAAGUUCGGAAAGGGAGCUGCCCCAGGCUGUGAUUGGAGGAAGCGGUGCCACGUGCACCCUCCCCUUACUACACCAACUGCUGAGAUCUUGACUUGAAACAUUUAGCAAGUGACAUUGUGUCAUCUUGCAGUACAGCGCUGAAAGAGUCAGACUGGAAGAGCUGAGUGGACCAGGUUGGUACAGGACCAAGAAGCCAAACAUUGACUGCAGGCUCGACUCUGUUUUGGACAGGUGAGGUGGUUUGGAGACCAUAUUUGUGACUUUAGACCUAGGUUGUGAGGCGGAGGGUCACGAUGGCAGUGAGCGGGUUUGACAUUGACGUGCCACGGUGGGAUCAGUCCACGUUUAUGGGAAGAUUGAAGCACUUUGCCAACAUCACAGACUGGAGGACAGCACUACUGCCGGACUCACGACUGGAUGAGGCUAAAGCACUGGUGGAGAGCUGCAGAGCGGGGUCCGUUCCCCCCGGCACCACAGAGGAACAGCUGCACUACGCCAAGAAGCUCUAUGACUCUGCCUUUCACCCUGACACUGGCGAUCGCAUGAACCUGAUUGGUCGGAUGUCCUUCCAGGUGCCCGGAGGGAUGGCCAUAACGGGCGGUAUGCUUCAGUUCUACAGGACAGUCCCUGCUGUAGUGUUCUGGCAGUGGGUGAAUCAGUCGUUUAAUGCUCUGGUCAACUACACCAACAGAAAUGCUGCUUCCCCCAUCACACCCAAUCAAAUCGGAGUAGCCUAUUUAACAGCAACUAGCACUGCUCUAGCCACUGCUGUGGGACUUAACUUCUACACAAAGAGGGCCCCUCCGCUGGUGGCGCGCUGGGUUCCGUUUGCAGCCGUGGCGUCCGCUAACUGUGUCAAUAUUCCAAUGAUGAGGCAACAGGAGCUUCUGAAUGGCAUAGCUGUAACAGAUGAGAAUGGAAACAAACUUGGCCAUUCCAAGAAAGCAGCUGUGAAGGGCAUCACCCAGGUGGUCAUUUCCCGAAUUACCAUGGCAGCACCAGGCAUGAUCAUUCUCCCCGUCAUCAUGCAGAGACUUGAGAAAUUCAAGUUUAUGCAGAGGAUCACCUUCUUCCACGGACCUUUACAAGUCAUAAUGGUGGGAGCGUUCCUGGUCUUCAUGGUGCCUGCAGCCUGCUCCCUGUUCCCUCAGCAAUGCUCCAUGGCUGUGUCUAAACUGGAGCCAGAGCUAAGAGAGUCCAUCUUGUGUCAUUACGGGGACAGUGUACAAUACGUCUACUUCAACAAGGGCCUAUGAACACACGCACACCUGCCUUCUUAAUCGUUGUCCAAUCAGGGAGAGCAUCUGAAAGUUUUUAUAGAUGAGCCAAUCAGCAUCUUCGGUUCAUAGGAUAAAUAGCUUUCUCCUUGUUUGUCUUUAUUUUCAAAGAAUCUUUGUAAUUCUAAGGGAGAUGUUCAAAUGUGUUUGAAUUCUCUUUUUGUACCACAAACCACCUUUUUAUGCGAGUAAAGUACAUGUUGGAUAAAAAAAAAUGUCACGAGGCCUGAUGGAAACAGCAGAUUUGUCUGUAAACUUUCGAAAUGUUGACAAAACAAAAUACACUUGACAAAGUGGGA
Messenger RNA from Oncorhynchus mykiss (rainbow trout), 1782 nucleotides. The record is from RefSeq and is a predicted model, not a curated record. Lineage: Eukaryota; Metazoa; Chordata; Actinopteri; Salmoniformes; Salmonidae.